This is a messenger RNA of Marmota monax (woodchuck), 5749 nucleotides long. Its product is annotated as spermatogenesis-associated protein 31D1. Bases 1338 to 5495 code for a protein of 1385 amino acids. Lineage: Eukaryota; Metazoa; Chordata; Mammalia; Rodentia; Sciuridae. The transcript has 2 exons. The record is from RefSeq and is a predicted model, not a curated record.
AAGUCUGAGGACAAGAUAGAACUUCACUCUUUAGGGAAAGAAGUCAGAGGUUCAGGAAGGACUAAGGUUUCCAUCUGAAGCUCACAAACUAUCUUUUGGGGUGUGAUGGAGGGUUCCAGAUUGGUUUGGAUAGAGAGUGUGGCUUCUCUGAAGGGGACGGGUUUCUUCUGACUAGAUUCUGAGUCUCAUUCCCAUGUCAGAUGUGCUUCACCCAGCCUUCAUAUUGGGCUGAUCAGAACAGCAGUGCUGACCUCGGAGUACAGUCUGUAGCCUGAGCUCUGCCCCAGGACACAGGGUUCCCUGGGGGAGCCCAGACGUGACUGUUGGCCUCAGAUUCUAUGCCCUCCUUCCGCAGAGGGUUUAAGACCAUCAAAUGUGGAAUCUCACAGACAAAAAUGUCCUUUGAAAUUAUCAAAGAAGUAAAAAAUUGAAAAUAUUUCAUUGCCCUUCAAGAUUAAUAAAAGGAAGGAAUACAAUUUCUACUAAUUAAAAAUGAAGAGUUGUCCAAUUCUUGCCUAAUGAAUGUCUAAGCUUGUUAACAAAAGGAGUAAAAGAAAUGAGCCCCAGCCCCUCAUUCUUUUCUUUUUGUUUUCAGCGUCAGGGAACAAAGAGAAGGAGAAAUGGAGUAUCUAAAGGUAAGGUUCUGCCUGUUCAACCUGAGCUCUAUAAGGGUGAACUUUCCUAUCUCCCUACAGCUCCAUGAUCUUGGAGGAUGUCAGUUUCUAGGUGCAGUCUCUCUCAGGAAACAGGGUCUCAGAGGAGAGGCUCAGGAGAAGGCAGUGAGACCUGAGAGAUUCCUCAGAGUCCCUGCCCUGCCCACCCUUCCUUGGGUGUGAAUGAAGUAGUGAUGGACCUGGGCCUUGGACAUUUACUGCCAAGUAGGGGCCCUGUGAGAUGUCCAAAGACCCCUGAUUGUCUUGGAGUCAGAAUUUCUGUCUGGUGACAUGGUGUAAACUACUUUAAUUCUUGGCUGAUUAGAUUCAUCCUGAGUUAGCGACUGAUCCUUGUGCUUCAGGUGGUGGUUUUGAGCAGCAUGUAGGAUGGUACAGGUGAAAGUACUUUCUAAAUGGAACCACAUAUACCUGUGAACCUUCUUACUAUUAUCCCUGACACUUAUGACCUUAUCUGCAGAUUUUUAGGGCUUUCUGACUUUAAUAUCCUGUUUCCUGUAAAAACUCCUGAAUGAUAACCUGUGUUUUCACCUUUACUAUAUAUAACCAACUGUCCUGGUUUUCCAGGUCGGAGAACUUGCCGGAGAGAAGUAGAGGAGUGGAGGAAGCUGCUUUCUAGUCUGAAAAGGUGAUUAGUCAUUUCCCUUUACUGAUUCCUUUCCUAGCAUGCUUUAUUCAGUCCCCCAGGCAUUCUUCGAAACAUGCCCUAAUCACAGGAGGGAUAGCCAUAGCCAUGGGUACGUGAAUAAAGAACUUGGGAGGGGAGGGUAUUGUGAGGUCAUAGAUGUGUGGAAUGUAGAGCAGGUAGCGGGCUCCCCACCACCCAUAGAACUGCAGAUCUUGCUUCCCUUGUACUGGUUCUGGUUACAGCUUUGGCUUUCUUUCUCUUACAGUCCCAUGAGCCAGAAUAAUGAUUUCCUCCACUUUCUGCAACUGUUAUGUAAAUGCCCGCUCUGUGGGGUGUAUAACAGAACAGGAGCUAAGGUCAGUCAACUGAUCUGUAAGGCGUUCUUGGAAAAUGCUCUUAAUUCUGUGUCCCGUGUGUCUUCCGUGACGUCUGUGAGAGAGUCAUCAGUUUUUUGGUCCGCUGUUGUCUCUGCAAUCCCUCUGGGAGCUUCAGUUUCAACUCCUUUAACUGAGCCAACUCUAUUUCCUUCCUCUAUUCGUUCACCUGACCAAAUUACCCCUUUAAUGGACCUACCUGGACCCUCAUUACUGGGUGACUCUCUGCCACCAGAGCCUUCUCCCUUGAGUUCAAAAUUGCCAGUGGAUCAUAUCCCACCUCAACCAUCUGUUCCAACUCCUCCCCCACCUGUUCCAACCCUUCCCCCACCAACUGACAGUCAAGAAGCAAAACCUGUUCUCCAACCAGAAGCCCCUUUGUCUCUGGUGGAUAGCCCUGAUGGGUUGUCUACUAAUGUCCCAACAACCACAUGCACUGACAGUGCAAGCCUUCCAGUGUCAGAGUUCUCUGGAAACCAGUCUCAUGCUGAAAACUUGUCUCCAUCUAAAUUGGAGCACUCUGAUGAUGACAAAAACCUCCUCGACCUCCAUCCUCCUGAGGCCUCUUUUGAGAGUGAUACUACAGCCAUCCUUGUAGAGCACGGAAACCUCUCAUUUCUAUGCCCUGAUGUCUUGGCCCUUCUGGAGAGACAUAUAAAAAAGAAGGGUGGUUUCCUGAUGCAGAACAAAAAGAAAAAGGAAAAAAAAUCUUUUCCAAAAGAACUUAAGCCAGACGACCAAUUGAAUUCUUCAGGGAAAAGGUUAGAGUCAGUUGCUGAGCAACAGGACUCACCUGUCUCCCUUCCUUUACAGAGCAGUGAAGGCAAAUCAGAGGGAUUGCAGGUAGACCACCAGUCCUCAGAUCCUAAGACCUUUGAGGAUAACUUACCUAAAAAAUGUACCCAAUUCUUCUAUGGUCUCCCAUCUUUGCAUAGUGAGUCCUUGAAAUCUAUAGUUCCCGUCUCAGGUGACUGUUCAACCUAUGUCUGCUUCAAUUCAAUGCCCACUUUCUUUGAAGCCCCUGAAUCUCUAGUUCUACCCCCUCCCCCAACUCUGUCCUUGCCUGAGAUCCAAUCUCAACCCUUGACCCAAGCACUGUGCCAAUCUCCUGUCCCACCCCAGGACCAGCUUCAAUUCUCGGUCCCUACCUUGUCACCACCCAUUUCAUCUCAGGUUAGUGAUGGUGGAGUGAGGAUUCAUAGAUUCCAGGAUGAGGUACACUCUCUCAUGCCAUCCAAAAUUCAUGACUUGGAAUAUAAUGUAUUAGAGAAAGGACAGGAAAGUUUGUGGGGUUUACCCUCUGUGGUUCAAAAAUCCAAGGAAGAGUUUUGUCCUGCAGCUCCCAGUGUUUUAUCUGAUUGUCGGUCCUCCAAGGCUUAUGCUCCAACAACCAUCAUUCCGGGAGAUUUUCCCCUCAAAAAAGAGCUUCGGAAGAAGCUAGAGCACCACCUUCGGAAAAGGCUUAUUCAACACCAGUGGGGUCUGCCCUGCAGAGUCCUUGAGUGUCUGUCAAGGAUGAGUCCUGAAACAGAAAUUUCCGAAAUAUCUGAGUCAAAGUCCACUUACGGACUUUCAUGGAUCUCUUUGUUUAAGGGUCAAAGUAGCAAAGAUUUACAAUUGAGCCAUCCCAGAAGUUUCCAUGAGAAGAGCUCAGAAUUACUUCCACUAGAGGAGAGAAUGAAGAAAGUAAAUAGUCUAGAGAUUGGCACAAAAGAUGAUCCAUUGAGUGACUCAGAGGGGGCUCCAGAUAAUGAUCUGGACUCUGACUUUAAGACAAACCUAAAAAACGAAUUGAAUAGUCUUUUUGGAAAAAAAUCAAAGAUCUCAGAGGAGAGCUCAGUUCAGAAACAACUGACAGAAGCCCUAGAAAUACAUUUGAGCAAGAAAUUUGAGGAAAUCCAUGUGUGUCAGAUGCCUGGCACCGUGAAUAGAUCAUUGCAUUCUAUGGAGCCAGUAUUGAUUAGUCCUGAGAAAUCCCUUAGCCAAACGAAACACAGAGAUUUGGUACCACUGGUGUGUAAGGACAAGGGCCUCAAUACCUCCCAGGAUAUAUCCUUCCUUGGUUCCAACAAACAAAAGAUCUUGGAAGACCAUAUUAAACUGUUCCAUAAGAGGAUGAUGUGUGGGCUUCCUCAAAAGGUCCAGGAAUCCAUAGACAUCUUCAAAAUGAAAGGAACCCCAUCCUGGUCCUCAGUUCGCUCCAACAUUUCCUCCUCAUCCAGUCUUACUUCUGGCAAGUAUUCCAAAAUUGGGGUCUCCAAGCCCCUUAAAGAAAGCAUUAGUACUUUUCACGUAAAUAAGGUGGGAACAAUAAUUUCAGGCCCUACUCUAGAUCAUCCUCUUUCUGCCACUUCACCUGUGAGCAAGGAAAAUAAGAGGGCCCUAACACAUUCACCCUCUCACACCAACCCUGAGCUUACAGAGAAUGUCAAGGCAAUUGAGGGUGACAGACGGGCUUCGUUGCCCUUCCCACACAGUGACAAAGAUAAAGACAGUCAGAAACAGACUGUAAUAGCCAAUAAAUGCAGCCCAAAGUUGCCCACAAAGCAGGCUGGGGCCAGACCCAAAUCAUGGAAUAAGGGAGUGAGUCCCAGCAAUAGUAUAGAAAAUAUCCAGAGAAAAAUGAUUAAGAAUUUAAAAUAUUUUCCCAUGUCUAACAAGUCCAGGGAGAUAUUCAAGGCAAAGGAGCUCUGUGCUAUUCGAUCACAGUCUACGAACAGCCUGACGACCACAGAGUCAGAAAGCUCCUCAGUGACAGAUAUGAAUAUGAGUAAAGUUGAAUCAACUCUAACCAUUGAAGGGCCCCCAGAAGGAAUAUCAGUUCUCAAAGAUUCCGAAUCAUUAGAUCUUAAAAAUCAGUUGCUUAAUGAGUUGAAGAUGAAAAUCGAGAGCAGGGAGCGGGGCCUGGUUCCAGCCUUUUCUACUGAGUUGUCUCUGGCCUUAGAUAAGUUGACUUCCAAGACCCUGGCUUCCAAGACCUUAGCUUCCAAAACCUUGACUUGCAAGACCUUGACUUCCUUCACUCAUUUUCAUAGUGCCUCUAGUGGGGACAUGGCAGCUCCCCAGGUGCUACAAGCCCAAUGUGACAACAGAGGGAUCAACAUAGAGCAGGGGCAAGAACACUGGAUCCCUACACAUGUCUUAUGCAAGUGUCAGGACAAGAAUGUACCCUUAGCAUCAAAAAGGGUGUGCCCUCUGGUACCCCAAACAGGCAAGUUUUGUGGAGGGGAUACAGGGUUGGUGACACGCCAACCUAGAGGGAAGCUCCCCCACCCUCAAGACAGAACACUAAAGGAGGCACUUGGGAGCAAGUCCUCCUCAGCCCCAUCACUGAAGGGACAGCCUUCUAAAAGCCAGUUCAAACACUUUUUUCAAAGGCUUUAUCUUGGUAUAAAAGGCAAAGGGCAAGAAGGUUCUCUGGAAAAGGGCAGCUCUUCAUCAUCUGUGCAAGGCAGAAACCCAGCUAAGAAGAGAGCUGCCUUUACUGGGAAUACUGAAGCUCAGAAAAUCAUGACAGACAUUGGGAUCCUAGAGGAGAAACUAGCAGGUCGGCAUGGAGUAGAGGCCACCGCCCCACAAAAGCCUCUUUCCACCCCCAUGAGGCCUGGGAAAAUUCAGCACAAGACUGGAUUGCCGAUUCAGGCAGAACCCAUCCAGAAACAUGACUUCAAUGUCAAUACUCCCUGUGCUAAGGUGCCAAGUGCCAAAUCUUGCAGCCACGAAGUUGGCUUUGCUGGUCAGUGGUAUCGUAUAGGGAAUAAUAAAUGGGUCAUGGACAGGGGCAGACAGCCCCAGAAAAGUGUACCGUACAGGACAAGAUAAUAUGUCAGAAGCAUCACCCAUCCAUGCCGCACAAGGAACCCUUGCCCCAUCUGAAUACUACAUGCAAAUAUAGAGUUGGUCAGGUGGCUCCAGCUGCUGCUCCUUUUGCUAAAGGCACUGUGUUGGGAGAGUUGUCCCUAUUGUUCAAACAGAAAAUGCUUCUCCAGAAUUUUCAGAAAGAAAAUUUUCUUCCCCCCAAAUAAUUUAUCCCUUUUUGAGAAUACUGAUUUUCCCCAAUAAAUUUUCUAACAAUA